CUCCCCCUUCAUUCGACCCGACCCGCACACCCACUCAGCUUGCUUCGGAUCGGUCAAAUUGCAAUGCAGCGUUGCUGCUGACAUGUUGCAGCCUGCCUGACCACAACCCACAUUGAUUUGUUUGUUUCUUUUGGUCUCCCUCCCCUUUCUGGUGUGCUUGCAUACUUCUCGACAACUCGCACCGAAGUCGAUUUACGAUAGAGAACUACGCUUGGUGAGAGGAAGUUGUGGUGAUUCUCAUUGCUACAGGGAUGGAAAAUAGCAGCCCGGUACUUGCUUUGAGAUACUUCCCCGGUGAAAACUUCCCCCCUAAUGCGACAGCAGACGCAAUCGAAAAUGGUUGGAUCUCGCAUUCCCGGUCUGAAAGAGAUGAACCCAGCCGGUACAAACUCUCGUUCAAGGCUGGCCCAGCCGGGUACAAUCGCGAACAAGCCUCCAGCAGUGCCGCGUAUGUUUUUCAGGUGACCUUCGACAGAUGCGUCGUGGUAAGCUGACAGACGCAGAACCGCCCCGUACGAGGAGCACCACGCAGUCCACCGAGAGU
This is a messenger RNA of Aspergillus ochraceoroseus IBT 24754, 544 nucleotides long. RefSeq lists its product as uncharacterized. The transcript has a single exon. The record is from RefSeq and is a predicted model, not a curated record. The coding region runs from base 252 to 494 and encodes 80 amino acids. Lineage: Eukaryota; Fungi; Ascomycota; Eurotiomycetes; Eurotiales; Aspergillaceae.